Messenger RNA from Symbiodinium necroappetens, 338 nucleotides. The record is from the annotation of a GenBank genome assembly. NCBI's taxonomy places the organism in Eukaryota, Dinophyceae, Suessiales, Symbiodiniaceae.
GUGAUCGACAGCUCAUCUAUGGCGUCCUGCAGAAGUGGUUCGGGUCCUCUGCGCAUUCGCAGGAGGACUGCUUGGACACCUUCAACCGGCUUGUACGGACCGAGCUCGCACCCCCUGUGCUGCGCAAGUUGGAGGAUGAAACCUUGAUGGCCCAGUACUUGACCACUGCGGGCUUUGCCUCGUUUUUCCCGUGGAUCCCGAUGCUACUGCCUGCCUGGUUGACAGAGCUGCGAAGUGCAUGUGAAGGACAUGCCGGGUAUGGCAAGCUCCUCCGCAGCCGCGGCAUGGAGGUGAACAUCGUCUUGGUCUUGCUUUGCUGCGUGCAUUGGCGCGUGAAG